Messenger RNA from Cebus imitator (Panamanian white-faced capuchin), 1337 nucleotides. RefSeq names its product transcription factor 21 (gene TCF21). Lineage: Eukaryota; Metazoa; Chordata; Mammalia; Primates; Cebidae. Gene Ontology annotation, molecular function: RNA polymerase II transcription regulatory region sequence-specific DNA binding; DNA-binding transcription factor activity, RNA polymerase II-specific; protein dimerization activity. The record is from RefSeq and is a predicted model, not a curated record. Gene Ontology annotation, biological process: regulation of transcription by RNA polymerase II; developmental process. The transcript is spliced from 2 exons. Bases 333 to 872 code for a protein of 179 amino acids.
AAUUCCUAGUGUCCACCAAAUUCCUCAGCGCUCGCUCACACUCCUCUACGGCCACGACUCCAGGAGUGGGGAAACAGAGAGCCGGUUCCUCUGCGGCAGAAGCCCUCGAGGUUCCUUCUUACAAGUCUGCGAAGGGGAAAGGGCCGUAAGACUCAACCAGACCCCAACCCCAGCUCCCAACAGGAGGUGGCUGCUCCACACGCGGGAGGCCCCUUCGUUUCAGGGUGUCUCUCUCUCUCUCUCCCCUCUCUCUCUCUCUCUCUCUCUCUCUCUCUCUCUCUCUGUCUCUCUCUCUCUCUCUCUCUCUCUCUCUCCCCCCUACUCCCCCAAACAUGUCCACCGGCUCCCUCAGCGAUGUGGAGGACCUUCAAGAGGUGGAGAUGUUGGAAUGUGAAGGGCUGAAAAUGGACUCGAACAAGGAGUUUGUGACUUCCAACGAGAGCACCGAGGAGAGCUCCAACUGCGAAAACGGAUCUCCCCAAAAGGGCCGGGGCGGCCUGGGCAAGAGGAGGAAGACGCCCACCAAGAAGAGCCCCCUGAGUGGGGUCAGCCAGGAGGGGAAGCAGGUCCAGCGCAACGCGGCCAACGCGCGGGAGAGGGCCCGCAUGAGGGUGCUCAGCAAGGCCUUCUCCAGGCUCAAGACUACUCUACCCUGGGUGCCCCCAGACACCAAGCUCUCCAAGCUGGACACGCUCAGGCUGGCGUCCAGCUACAUCGCCCACUUGAGGCAGAUCCUGGCUAACGACAAGUACGAGAACGGGUACAUCCACCCGGUCAACCUGACGUGGCCCUUUAUGGUGGCCGGGAAACCUGAGAGUGACCUGAAAGAAGUGGUAACCGCGAGCCGCUUGUGUGGAACCACCGCGUCCUGACCUUGGAGGUGCGAGUCUGGGAAAGGCACGCUCCCGGGGGGGAGCGGGCCCCGCCGGGAAGGCGACCCCUGCCCUCCUUGCUCUCUGUCUCUGCUUCCCCCUCGCAACGCUCCUCUCUCUGUCCCACCCGCGAGAACACUUUACGCCGACGAGGAGAUUCGUUUCCAAACCAGAGGAGAUCAAUUGUACUUACAAAGAUUCCCAUCUAUUUAACUUUAUUAACUUCUACCGUGAAUGACUCUGCAAGCCUUGCUGGUCCAAGUGCAAUAUGUAAUUAUAAAUAUAUAAAUAGAUAAGAGCUUAUCAACGUAUCUUUUGUACAAUAUGUUGUAAAAUGUAGAUCAUAGAAUAGCUGACUUUGACAGUCACAUUUAUAAAGUAAGUCACUUAAAGAUAUAUAUUUUUUUCAAACAAGUUUUGCUACUUUUGAAAAUAAAUCUUUCUCUAUAUUGCUAAAAGCUCUGA